Messenger RNA from Sphenostylis stenocarpa, 243 nucleotides. The record is from the annotation of a GenBank genome assembly. Lineage: Eukaryota; Viridiplantae; Streptophyta; Magnoliopsida; Fabales; Fabaceae.
AUGAGCAAACUGGUUUUGUUGAAAAAGAAUGUCCUUGAUUCUCUAAAACUGGACAAGGCAAAGAAGAAGAUAAGGAGAAAUUGGUGUACCGAUGGCGGUGACGAAGAAAAUGACAGGAGAAGUGGAGUAGGUCGUGGGAGAAGAGAGGCUGAGGCUGGGCUUGUUCGUCACAGACAGAGACAGUCAGGUGAGGUUAGGGUGAUACGUUUAAGCAGCUUGCUGCCAUUGGACACUGAGAAAUAA